Molecule: messenger RNA, 1661 nt
Organism: Rhododendron vialii
Lineage: Eukaryota; Viridiplantae; Streptophyta; Magnoliopsida; Ericales; Ericaceae
Product: mitochondrial metalloendopeptidase OMA1-like
Exons: 4
Coding region: 142-1497 (451 amino acids)
Cellular component (GO): membrane
Molecular function (GO): metalloendopeptidase activity
Source: RefSeq, a predicted model, not a curated record
CCCACUCAACACAUUCAAAGCGGUCUCAUUCUCUUUCUCUCUCUCUCCGAGUCUCUCUAUUUGUGAAUGAAUUGCCAAACGGUUUCGUAAUAUCUGAAUGAUUCUGCUGUCACAAUUGAUUUCAAAUUCUGCAACCAAAUCAUGGGGUGGUACAAAAGAUCAAAAGCCGCAUUCGACUUGCUCCACUCCACCGCUUCCAAACUCAAACCCAGAAACCCAACUCAGAACUCCCCUCCAAGAAUCAACCACCCCAGUCCACCACCGCCGCCGCCGCCACCCACUUCAAGCAACCCACUCGUCCACAGUCUUUCUCUCUCUUCCCCGAUUUCAAGAAACUCGUGUUUCGAUUUCAGCCUCAAACAGAACCAAUACAACCCCUUUCUCUUCUCCACCCGAAGAUGCUACUCCUACUACGUGACCCGACCAGAAGCCCCGCGAUACCGGCCCAAAAGAAAAUGGUACAAGAACCCACGGACGGUGAUUACGGUGGUGUUGUUGACCUCGGGGGUGGCGAUCACCGUCUAUUUUGGGAACUUAGAGAUGGUGCCGUACACAAAACGGAAGCAUUUCGUUUUGCUACCGAAAAACAUGGAGAGGCAAAUCGGGGAGGCCCAGUUCCAGCAAAUAAAGCAAGCGUUCAAGGGGAAGAUACUACCCGGAAUCCACCCGGAAAGCGUCCGGGUAAAGUUGGUUGCCAAGGACAUCAUAGAAGCGGUGUACAGAGGGUUGAAGCGCGAGCACGCGUGGCGAGAUUUCGGGUAUGCAAUGGCGGAGGGUGGUGGCCCUAUCGCGAGGGAUGAUACGAGUGGUUUGGGUACAUUGGUUGCAAUGAGCGAAGAUGUGGAGGGGAAGUGGAGGGGAGAGGAUGAUUAUGUUGAUGAGAAGUGGGUGGAGAAGGGUAGGAAGAGGGGGAAAGGGAAAGGAAGAGAGGCUGAUACGGGGCAUUUGGAGGGGUUGAAGUGGGAGGUUUUGGUGGUGGAUGAGCCGGUUGUGAAUGCUUUUUGCUUGCCAGGAGGGAAGAUUGUGGUAUUCACUGGGUUGCUUGAGCAUUUCAGUACUGAUCCGGAGAUCGCCACCAUACUUGGUCAUGAGGUUGGGCAUGUGGUGGCUCGACAUGCGGCUGAGCAAAUUACGAAGAAUCUGUGGUUAGUCAUAUUGCAAUUGAUUCUUUUUCAGUUCCUUACGCCAGAUCUUGUCUACGCAAUGUCCACCGUUCUUCUACGACUCCCUUUCUCCCGGAGGAUGGAAACGGAGGCGGAUUACAUCGGGCUGUUUUUGAUGGCCUCAGCUAGAAAUGACCCUAGAGUGGCGCCCAAAGUGUACGAGAAGUUAGGGCAGCUCACAGGGGAUUCGCCGUUGAGAGAUUAUUUUUCUACCCAUCCUUCUGGAAAGAAGAGAGCUCAGCAUCUGGCUCAAGCCCAAGUUAUGCAAGAAGCCCUGGCCUUAUACAGGGAAGCGAUUGCCGGACAAUGGGUCCGGGGUUUUCUUCACGAAUAAGUAUAGAAUGUACUUCAUAAUAGCACCAUGAAGGAGCUGUGUACUUUGGAAAUUCUUGGUUUUCAACUUCUUUUUUCUCCGCAGUGUACAUAGCAGAUGAGAAAAUUCAAGUUGAUUUACCCAAAAAAAAAAAAGCAGAUGAGAAAAGCAAAGAUAUAGGUUCA